Penicillium malachiteum is the source of this 2448-nucleotide messenger RNA. RefSeq lists its product as uncharacterized. NCBI's taxonomy places the organism in Eukaryota, Fungi, Ascomycota, Eurotiomycetes, Eurotiales, Aspergillaceae. The record is from RefSeq and is a predicted model, not a curated record. The transcript is spliced from 4 exons. Gene Ontology annotation, molecular function: sequence-specific DNA binding; zinc ion binding; DNA-binding transcription factor activity, RNA polymerase II-specific. Gene Ontology annotation, biological process: DNA-templated transcription; positive regulation of transcription by RNA polymerase II. The coding region runs from base 1 to 2448 and encodes 815 amino acids.
AUGACCCAGAGCUCUCAGCUCUCUCCCGGGCAGCCUUCUCCGGAGUCGCCCUUUGAUCCACCGGAUGGUCGGAUCGCUCAUACCCUCACCGCAUGCACUAGAUGUCGACAGCGGAAAUCUAGAUGUGACCCCGGAAUCCCUCGAUGUGCACCCUGCGAACGAAGUAAUGCCAAGUGUGUCUACUACGACUCCACCCGAGACGCCCCCAUUCCACGGACCUAUAUUGUCUCCCUACGUGAAAAAGCCCGCGCCCUCGAGAGAGAACUCGCAGCAGCGGAGAAGGAGAUUCAACAUGCGGCUGAUGCGGAAUUGAUGGUGCGGGGCGCUGGUCGCAUCCGUUUCCAGGAAAAUGACGAGCCACGAUACCUAGGACCCUCCAGUGGCAUUGCCAUGACGCGUCUUGUUAUGGAGAUGGCCAAACAAAAUACAGAUUCCAAGAGCAUCAAAGAUGUCGUGCCCGAAUUAACAGCUCAGGAAAUUAAGGCUGCCUUUGCACAAGAACACUCGAAACCGACUUCGAAAGUUUACCCGAUGAUCAGUUCACUUCCACACCCGGAAUUACCCUUGCCGGGGUUGACAUACAAGUUGAUAGAUCUGUUUGUGGCAAAAGCACAAGCUUUGCUCCCAACUUUACAUGAACCUAGUUUCAGACGAGAAGCCGACGAGGUCUUGAAUGGCUCAACUGACCCUUGCCAUAACUUUCAACUACGAAUGGCCAUUGCAAUCAGCAUGCAAAAAUUGAGUCCGGACUAUGCCGGUCUGGCAGAUAGUUUUUAUUUAGCCGCAUUACCAUUCCUAGAACCAACUCUCAAGGAGAUGGAUAUAAGAGCGUUACAAUGCUUGGUCAUGAUUGCUCAGUAUUCCAUGCUGACCCCGACUCGAACGGCUGCAUACUGGGUUGUGGGAACAGCUGUCAAGCUGUGCCAGGAUCUUGGCUUGGCCGAAGAAGCUACCAUCACCAUCUCCCCCGACGGCGGAAUCCUGAAUCCAUUAGAGAUCGAUAUGCGCCGCAGACUAUUUUGGAUCGUCGCAUCCAUGGAGUUGGGGCUUUCUCACUCAUUGGGCCGUGCCAACUGCUUCAGUGUCAGCCACGACAACAUCGACGUCAACUUUUUCGAGUUAGUCGAUGAUCGGUACAUUACAGCUGACGGUGUCAUACCGGGAGCGAAACCUGUGAUCGGUAAAUGUCUUGCUAUUCAUUUUUUCAAGAUGCGGCUACUUCAACUGGAAGUUCGACGUGCCCUAUAUCUCAAACGACGUGAGAGUCCGGUGGAUGAUCAAGAUCCCUGGUUCUCCUAUAUGUCAGCCAAGAUCGACCAGUGGAUGGAUUCUUGCCCCAGGAAUGACGAUGGCAGCGGCUUGGAUGUGAAAUGGUUCAAAGGAAGAAUGAAUACUAUAGUCAUCCUGAUGUACCGACCAUCACCUCAAGUACCGGAGCCAUCGAUCAAUGCCGCGAAGAUAUGCUACGAGUCAUCAACAUUCAACAUUGCCAUGCAUAAAGAACAGAUGGUGACGGGAUCAGUGGAUGUAACCUGGAUCUUUACUCAAUCCCUCUUCAUGGCUCUCAACACUGUCUUGUGGACACUCUCCUACCCAGAGAUCCGGAAAGAGCACCCGGUCGAAGAAGUGCAAAACUAUCUGGACAUGGCCCUGGAAGUGCUUGUAUUCACAGCCGAACGAUGGCCCGGUGUCCAAUCGGCAUUAUUGCUCUACAAGCGUCUCGUUGCCGCUUGCUUGAAGGCUUAUAGCACCGAAGAAUCCUUUGUCGUUCAUUCCCCAUCCAAUCAUCCCACCCCAACCUCUUCGCAAGAGGUCACGACACCCCCGACGAUGUCCAGCCCCUCCAGUACCACGACCGCAUCUUAUUAUGCCCACAGUUAUCGGGCAGGAAACCACUCAAUAGGCGACACCGCAUCAACUGGCACUUUAUCCAGAGGCCAGUCUGCUGAUCCGACUGUGCCUUUUAGCGAAGAAUCCACACCUCCUGCUUUGAGACUUCCAUCCAAGCAGCCCUUAAUCCUUCCCAUGUCCGAAUUCGGUAUCCCAUCAUCGUCAACCGCUCAGCCCCAGACGUUCCCCUACUCACCAGAAGAUUUCUGUGUACCCAGCUCCCUUUUCUCGGAUGUUUCUAUUGACCCAACAACGCCCUAUAACUCAAUGCCCUCAGUGGUACCUGGUCUUCAAGGCUGGGAUCCCCACUUCUCUCUUGCUUCCACGACAGCCAGCCAUCUAGCCUAUGUUGAUGCCACCGUUGAUCCCAUGCAAUGGACAACUACAAUUGGAGACCAAUAUUCCCAAUACUUCAAUGAACCGUUCCCAGUACCAUCAUGGCGAGAGCGUACACUCAGUCAACAGGAACAGAUUGAGUUGAUGGCAUCACUAGAGCAAGAUAUUCCGGAUGUUUCGGCUCAGUUGGUACAUCAAUCCCAUGCCUUUUAUCAAUCAUGA